Messenger RNA from Dibothriocephalus latus, 525 nucleotides. The record is from the annotation of a GenBank genome assembly. NCBI's taxonomy places the organism in Eukaryota, Metazoa, Platyhelminthes, Cestoda, Diphyllobothriidea, Diphyllobothriidae.
GAAGACAACGAACAACUGGUCCAUAAUCUGUCCUCCAAAGAACUGAAGCCAGAAAAGAUUAGAGUGCUGCAACGCGGUGCUGGUUUCAACAACUCGGACGCCGACCCGGUUGACCUUGUGGCCGCCAUCCAGUCGGUCCUUAAACACACGCAUGAGCCCGGAGAGACACAAAACCUGAUUCGGCAGCAGACCAUCUCACUUGUUAUGACGCACAAACGCCGCCCUGUUAUCCCGAGAACGGAACGGGAUGCCCUGAGGACGCUGAAGGCUGACAAGACGAUAGUCAUACUACCAGCAAAUAAAGGGCAUUCUACGAUUGUACUGGACAAGGCUAAAUACCUGCAUAAGGCCAACACACUGCUUGAGGACCGCCCAGCAUACCAAAAGUGUGAAGGUGACCCAAUGAAACAGUUUUUAACACAAAUUAACUCAACACUCAUUGUGCUGCAGAACAAUGGUGCGAUGAUCAGAGCGGAACGAUUGGCCAUCAAACCAAACGAUGCAGCGAUGGCAAGACUCUACUAG